Molecule: messenger RNA, 5208 nt
Organism: Artibeus jamaicensis (Jamaican fruit-eating bat)
Lineage: Eukaryota; Metazoa; Chordata; Mammalia; Chiroptera; Phyllostomidae
Gene: SNTB1
Product: syntrophin beta 1
Exons: 7
Coding region: 348-1970 (540 amino acids)
Cellular component (GO): synapse; intracellular anatomical structure; dystrophin-associated glycoprotein complex
Molecular function (GO): protein binding; structural molecule activity
Source: RefSeq, a predicted model, not a curated record
UGCCUCCUACCGGCUGUCGGCGGCGCUUCGCUGCUCGCGGCUCCCCCGCUGUGGGGUUUUGCAACUGGCAGCUGGCUUUUUUUUUUUCUCCCCUCCCGUUUCUGUCUCUCCUUCUUCUUUUAGGUUGCUCCACCCCGCCCAGGAUCAGGCGAGGGGGGAACCGGCUGGGCUGCGGCUGCCAACUCGCGCCGAGCGCGUCUGCGAACUCCCGGAGUGGAGUCCUGCGUGCUGCCUCCUCCCAGCUGGGCGCGUUCUCCCCACGACCCGGGCCCCGAGGCCUCCACGCGCAACCCUUCCCCACUUUCCCCCGUUUUGCAAUCACAUGGCAUUUUAAGAAUGCCGGAAAGAUGGCGGUAGCGGCGGCAGCGGCGGCGGGGCCGGCCGGUGGGGGCGGCGGCCGGGCGCAGCGGAGCGGGCUGCUGGAAGUUUUGGUGCGGGAUCGCUGGCACAAAGUUCUGGUGAACUUGAGCGAGGACGCCCUGGUGCUGAGCUGCGAGGAGGGCGCUGCGGCGUACAACGGCAUUGGAACCACCACCAAUGGCACCUUCUGCAGGGGCACCGGGCACCCGGGCGCGGGCAGCGCGCAGCCCCCGGACUCGCCGGCUGGAGUGCGCACCGCCUUCACCGACCUGCCGGAGCAGGUGCCCGAGUCCAUCUCGAACCAGAAGCGUGGCGUGAAGGUGCUGAAGCAGGAGCUCGGCGGGCUGGGCAUCAGCAUUAAGGGGGGCAAGGAGAACAAGAUGCCCAUCCUCAUCAGCAAGAUCUUCAAGGGGCUAGCGGCGGAUCAGACCCAAGCCCUGUACGUGGGCGACGCCAUCCUGUCGGUGAACGGAGCCGACCUGCGCGACGCCACCCACGACGAGGCUGUGCAGGCGCUGAAGCGCGCAGGCAAGGAGGUGCUGCUGGAAGUGAAGUACAUGCGAGAAGCCACACCCUACGUGAAGAAAGGCUCCCCGGUGUCCGAGAUCGGGUGGGAGACGCCGCCGCCUGAAUCCCCUCGGUUAGGGGGCGGCUCCUCGGAGGCUCUGUCAUCCUCGUCGUCAUCGUCCCAGUCCUUCGCCUUCCACAGAGAUCGGAAGAGCAUCCCCCUCAAGAUGUGCUACGUCACUCGGAGCGUGGCCCUGGCCGACCCCGAGAGCAGGCAGCUUGAAAUCCACUCUCCAGAUGCGAAGCACACGGUGAUCCUGAGGAGCAAGGACUCAGCCACCGCCCAGGCCUGGUUCAGUGCCAUCCAUUCCAACGUCAGUGACCUGCUCACCCGAGUGAUUGCCGAGGUCAGAGAGCAGCUGGGGAAGACAGGCAUUGCCGGGAGCCGAGAGAUCAGACAUCUUGGCUGGCUCGCAGAGAAGGUGCCCGGGGAGAGCGAGAGGCAGUGGAAGCCGGUCCUGGUUGUACUGACCGAGAAGGACCUUUUAAUCUACGACAGCAUGCCUCGGCGGAAGGAAGCCUGGUUCAACCCCGUUCACGCGUACCCUCUCAUCGCCACCAGGCUGGUCCACUCAGGGCCAGGGAAAGGAUCGCCCCAGGCUGGUGUGGAUCUGUCCUUCGCAACACGGACGGGUACCAGACAGGGGAUCGAAACCCAUCUCUUCAGGGCUGAACUCAGCAGGGAGCUCUCCCACUGGACAAGGAGCAUAGUGCAGGGUUGCCACGACUCAGCGGAACUCACUGCCCAAGUCACCACAGCUUGCACCUACAAAAACCAGGACUGCCGCCUGACCAUUCAUUAUGACAAUGGGUUUUCUGUUACCACCGAACCACAGGAGGGCGCCUUUCCCAAGACGAUCAUUCAGGCUCCGUACGAAAAGUUGAAAAUGUCUUCAGAUGAUGGAAUCAGGAUGCUGUAUUUAGAUUUUGGAGGCAAAGAUGGAGAGAUUUCGCUGGACCUUCAUUCCUGCCCCAAGCCAAUUGUUUUCAUCAUCCAUUCCUUCCUGUCGGCUAAAAUCACAAGACUGGGCUUGGUGGCCUGAACACAGCAGCGACCUGCCUUUUGAGAGGAGGGCUGGCUGUGACACCCCCAGGAAGUGUGCCAUCAGAUGUCGCAUGCCAGUCAGCUCUCCAUCCCAAGAGUCCUUCGUAACUGUCCCGCAACUCUCCUGCCGGUUUCACCAACUACAAGGGGGCGGCCUGGGAGAAGGCACCACCGGGAACAUCAGAAUAAAACUGAAUGGGUAAGCAGGAGGGGGCGACUGGAAAUACACAGCAUAGCCUUUGACAAUCAAGACUUGAACAGUAGAACAGCAUGUGCAGAUCUCAGUCAUACCAGUUUCUAGGCAACUGGUUCACCCAGGUAAGUAAGGGCUGAAUAGCAAGAUGAGAAAUGGACCCUUUCACCUCUCUCCUCCCCAGGCACCACCUCCUGUUUAUUGUGAUUUAUUUCCCACUUCUGGGUUGACUUGCCCUGGUAAGGAGAGAAAAGUACUUUAAAUUGAAACCCCACCUUUUAUUUAAGAUGAAACAGCUGUUACUUUUUUUUUAAAGGAAUUAUUGUUCAGUGACGUACAAAGACUCUGAAGUAUUCUCAUUAGCAUAUGCUGAGCAGGAAUUAAAGAAAGCCUCAGAUAAUGAUCUGAGCUAUAUAAGCUGGUGGAAUCUGAGCCAAAGCAGACUGCCUAAAUUGCAAAGCUCCGCUGAAGAGGGGUGUGCAUGAAGGAUGCUGAACUCUGGGCUGUACUCCCAGCAAAGCCUGCUAUGGGGGAGCCAAGACUGAUAGCUUUAUUUACAGAAAGCAAAGUAUGGGUAUUUUUUUAAAGAUUGUCAUUUGACAUAUGCACACAACUCGUGUGGGGUUAACUAAUUAUCCCCAUUUUCUGGUUUUCAGUGGAAGCACUGAGCAAUUUAUUGACCCUUGUUUCUGCCUGUGCUUGUAUGCAUGCAUUUUCGAACCAGUAAUAGAGCAGCGUCAUGUAAUCGUGGAUGAUAUUGGGUUUUAGAUAUAGACCCGGCAUUAUAAUCAAAUCUACUGACAGCAUCCACAGUCUUUUGGAAUUCCAGGGAAAGAAUAUAAUGACCUGAUAUUUUUCUACAAGAGUAUUUUCAGACACCACAUAGCAUAUUAGUGAUUCAAUGCUUUUAUCUUUCAAAACAAAUUCAUUAAAAAUACACUUAAUAUUUGAUUUAGGAGUCACUUUCCACAAACCUUGAACAUUAGCACUAGAAUUUCAUAGGCAUUUGUAACCCUUCUUUUCCCGUAUAAUUUACAUAGACAAAUAUUGGGGGUUAGAUUUAGGCGUUUUUUCAGAAUCGUGUUUGGCAAAGAGCUUUACAAAAUGGAGACCGUGUUAAAGGAAUGUGAUUUCACUCACGCAGACAUAAGUGUUUACUGAGUUGCAAAGUUUUAUUUUAGAUCAGUGUUUCCCAAAGCAUGUAUCCUGUAACACUGGUCCCAAGGGGCAUUGAGUGGUGUUUUGUGCAGAUGGAAGUUAAGAGGUUAGUAAUCAAAAAUGUUUGUUAAAUACCAAGUUAGGAAAAGUUAAACACGUUUCACAACUGCAGGCCUCCUUGGAGACCUGAAUGUACCCUGUGGCUCUCCAAGCGGGGGACCCCUCGGGGCCAUUCCCUACAUUCACCCACACAACAACUUUCUAACAGAGGAGCUUGUGAAGUUAGUGUUAAAAAAACACAAAACCACAACUUUGGAAAACACAGCUUUAGGCCGUCGUUAGGCCGUCGAUUUUGUUAUUUUGUUUGUCUGUUUCCUAUUUUAAAAUGUCGGAGAGUGAAGUCCCAGCUGACUAUGGUAAUGAAAGCUUUGAUGCGUUUGUGAAUUGUACUGCACUCUUUCAUUAUAUAUUUUCAAAAUCACUGGAAUGUUGUUAUACAAGAGAAUUAUACUCGUGAUUGUAAAUGACAUAAUAAAACACAUAUAUUAAUGCCAACAGUUUAAUUGAACAAUAUGUAAUCUAAGGUGCUCAGUAGGACAUGAAGUAUGAAUUAAUUACUCAUAAUUAAAUUGCAAAGAUCCUAUUAUAUAUUUAUAGACAACAUGAUCAUAAUUGCAAGUAUUAUUUCUUCAUCACUUAAGUUUUGGACUGAUUACUAUCUGGGUGGGGAUCAAGAGAAAUGACAUUCUCUGCAUUUAUAAAAACUUAAUUUAAAUAUUUAUAUUUUAGAAAAAAUAUAUUUGAAUAAAAUUAAUGCAUUUUCUGAAUUAAAAUGUGUUACUAGCAAGAAAUAGAAAAUUUUACUAAGAGAACUGUAUAUAUGAAUCAUUUUAUUUUCUUCCAAGUUACUGUAUCAUAUCAGAGUGGCUAUGACGAAUCAAUUGCAAACCCUCAAUUUUUUUCUCAUUUUGAAUUUAACAAGUUACAAUGGCUUUACCGUGUGGAUCUUAAUCUUGUCGUGAUGCGUGUUAGGAAUGUUGUGAAUGACGCAAACUCCUAUGUCUCGAUCACGCCUGGUAUCACCCAUGAAUCAUCUGAGUCAUUCUGGGUAAUUUGUUUCUGCCUGAUCCACUUUGUGCUCAGUCCGGUCCUUACACGAGUCAAUGAAUUAUUAAAUCUGCAACGUUUGUCCCUUUAAGGGCAACCUGACAGAAGAGAAUGAUGUGUGACUGUAUGUACUUAGUGGGAAACUCCCCACUUGUUAGAGACGAGCUUAGGUGAGCUCUUUGCUGGGUGGCACAUCUUCGAGCCAAGCCACGGGGAUUCAAAAAGGCCAAUGGUGACAUAGUCACUUAUCCCUGUUUUCUGAUUGGAACUAGGUUCGAUGAACAAAACCAUACACCUAUUGAAAAACAUCCAGGCAGAGGCAUUUAAUUAAUUCUAUCAGCUGAUGGAAUGAAAAGGCUGAAAGACACACGCUCCUUUGUUUAAGCUUGUUGGCCUCUCUUGGCUGAAACAGAAGCCCUCCUCUAAAAUCCCUGUGCCAGGGUCUCUCCAGCCCUUGCUUUACAGAUACUCGAUGUCCUAUCUUGAGGGGAUUGGAGGGGGUGGGGUGAGGGAGUAAUUUUGGAAUGUACCUUGAGUCAAAAAAAAAAUGUGCCUAUGUUUAUAGCACCAUGGAUACCAUGUAAAAUUUAUAUGAGAGUUAAAUAAAUAAAUAUUCACCUCUGAGUACGGCAGACUGGCUGGUGGUUUCGUGAUGGCCGCGGGAGGACAGGGGCGUGUGCAGACACAGCCUGCUGCUCUCUUCCUACAGACUGGCCGUUAGAAGGUGCUAGUGGGAAAAGGGGGUGCCCGUGGCAAUUUUUUUUAGCUGUAUAUAGUU